UCUAUGAUCGGCGGCAGCCUGCCGUUGUAGCGCACGCGUCACGACUGUCCCGUCGACGAUGACGGUGAUAAUAGAAUAUUAUGACGAUGAUAACAAUAAUAAUCGUAAUCACAAUAAUAAUAAUAAUAAUAAUAUCGUAGCUACGUAUUUUGAUUUCGCCGCGCGGUGACGACGAAUAGUGCGUGUACGCGCUCCGAGUCUGGCAGACGGCCCAUCCGUCCAUCGUUAGAGGCCAACAGCUGUUCGCCGUGGUCUGCGGUCCAAGUACGACGCGCGUCGUUCGCAUUCGUCCAACGCAAGAAAAGCUCGACACGGAAACCGACGACAUGAGUGUUGAAAACCUGAACAACCGUCGGCCCUCGUCCGACCACACCACAGUUUUAGGUUCUUCAAGCAAAAAUAAAAGAUCAAUACUCUAUGGUAAAACAUUUGUUAUUGACAUUGUUGACAAUAUAAUAAGCUCAAAAGUGGAAAAGCUUAUUAAUGCAUAUGGAGGAAAAAUAAUUCAAUCUUUAGAAAAGAGUACAGAUUAUUUAAUAUCAGAUAUGAUACAAAACGAAGGGAUAAAGUAUAAUAGCAGUUCAGAAACUAACAAUAGUAGAAGAGAUAUUGAAGUAAAAAAUGGCCCAUCUUCUAAACGUAAAAAUUCGGUUGAUCUCAUUAAUAAAGCUAAUAUAUUAAACAUAAAAAUUUUAUCUGCUAAAAAGUUUCAACAUUGGCUCAAAUCUUUAUUAAAAAAAUGUCGUACCAACAAAAAACCUACAGAUCAAGUUGCAAGUGUACUAAAAGGAAAAGUUAGUUUAAAAAUAGAGUCAAUGGAUCAAGGACAACGUCCUGUAUUUGAAUUUAUACCCAAGUGGCCAGAUUUAGGCGAUGCAUUGUGUAAAAAAAAAACAAAACAUUCAACUGAAAAUAAAUAUAUUGGGGAUAAAAGUGGUGAUGAUUACUCCUCUGAUCAAUACAGUACUUCAGAAAUUGGUGGAAUGUGUGAACUAUGUGACAUGCCAUUUAUGAAUUAUAAGGAACAUAUAAAUACAAAAAAACAUAUGAGAGAGAGUCAAGAUGAACAGAGAUUUCAUGAAUUAGACGAAUUAAUUAACGAGAGGCCUUUAAAUGUUAUUUUUAACCAAUUUAUACCCAAUAAGUCUGAAAAGAAAAUUAACAGAGAUCAAAAUUUAGCUCAGAAAACACCUAAUCUUAAAAACUGCAUAGAUGACACAGUUAUUACCAUAAUUGAUUCCGAUUCCGACGAUACUGAACAAAAAGAUGUGCAUUGUUCGUUUGGUAAUAAAACUUUUAAAGAACAAGCAUCAGUAAGUUUAAAGAGAAAAUACCAAUUUUCUGACUCCGAUAUUACUUUUGUACCUCAAAAGAGACCUAGUAAGAAGUUACAUUCACCAGUACACGAUGAAAUUAAUUUUUAUAAAAAAACCAAGCGGAAACGCAAAACGCAUCAAAAACCAUCAUAUAAGGAUAUAUAUAAAGUAGAAGUUGUAAACAGCCAUCCAUCAAAAUCAAAUAAUGAUAAAAUUGAGUCUGAUCAACCACCAGUUAUAAUACGUUUAAAGAGAGUACAAAAUUCUAAAAAUGAAUAUUCUUCAAGUGAUGUUGAAAGCCAUAGAUCAAUGUCAUCAUCAGAUAAUGAUGAUGAAAUCCCAAAGGACCCUACACCAGAUCAUAGAUAUAUACGUGUAGUUAGAAAACCAAGUUUCAGUGACGGAACUGAAAUUUCACCCUCAAAAGGGUACACAGAAAGUCAAAUGUUUACAUUUGAGCAUCCUGAGUUGCGUCAUAAUAUCUAUAAAGAUAUUAAAAAUAUUUCUUAUUAUCCUACUUACACUUGCAUCCCUGAUACCAAAUCUAGUAUUGAAUACAUACAAGAGAAGAUGGAAAAUUUGGGUACUCCUAGUUUAAAUUGUACGUUAUCAUAUAAUGAAUCUUUAAAAGUUAUGUCUAAAAUGGAACCUCAAAAAAUCGGAGAAUGGUUCUAUAAUAUUCCUAAAAAAAUUCAUGAUAACUUAUCAUUCAAUUCCUCUACGUUAGUCCCACUCACUGAUUUGUCAAAAAUAAAAUCUUUUGUAGUCCCAAAAAAGAAAGUAAACAGAAGUUCAACAUCCUCCAAUUCUAUUAAAUAUUGAAAUUUUAGUUAAUUAAUGUUCCAAAUGGUUUUGUGUCCUAUCUGAGAUCUCUUAUAGUUAUUUUAUUUAGGGUUUAAUUUUAAUUGUUACAUUAAAUUAUAUUUUAAUUUGAUGUUAAAAACCUGCCUCCCUACUUUUAGGUAAAAAACAUUUAAUUUAUAUCUUCCUCAAAGUUAUAUCCAAAGAUGUUUAAUUAUUAUUCAAUUCAUUUAUACCAAAUACCAUCUAAAAGUAUUAAAUCAAUUCAAAAAUAUGGAUCUGUUUUUGAUAAAUGUUUAUUUCAAAUAUUGUUUAUAAAUUUAGUCAAAUGUUCAUUUUUGUUUAUUAUUUUUUUUUAUUUUUUUUGCUUUUAAUACCACUUAUUUGUUAUUAAAAUAUUUUAUUUUAUUUCAAAGUUUAUAUUUAUGUUAAUGUUAAUAUAUGUUUAUUUAUUUAUGGAACUAUUUUAUUUUAUUUGUGGAACAUUGUUCAGCCAGUGCCUUGUUGAAAAUAAUAGUCCAAACUUUUAUUACAUUUUUUAUAUAAACAAAUCCAAACAAAACCUUAUAUAAACCAACUAAUGAUUUAAGGAAUUUAAUUAAUAAACAAAUUUAUUUUGUUGAGAACAAUACUUUAACAUAACAUUGUUAACAAUAUACAUAGUUUAUGAUGUAUGAGUGUAAUGACUUUCAUUCUUAAAUAAAACAUGUUUUAUAUAAUAGGUAAAAAAAAUUAUAUUUAUAUAUUUAAACAUAAAAUUAAAAUGAUACAUCAACAAGUUAAUGUUUAUUUAUUUGAGUUUGAAUUAGUGUAAGUAAAACAAAUCAAUAUCAAUCCAUAAGUGUUAAAAUGUUAAAGAUAGCUAGCUUUUUGUUAUUGUUUUUUUUUCAUUUAUAUUUUAUUGUUGUGUUGUGAUUUAAUACAUUUUUACUAUACAUAUUAAUAUACUUAUAAUAUUAAUUAUGAUUUAUUUCUUUUUUGAAUAUAUAAAUGUUUAUUUAUAAUAUUAUUUUACUGUUAUAUUCUAUUAAAAUGGUCUAAUAACCAUUUUUGUUAACCGAAUUUAAAUAUAUGUAUUAUGUUUUGUAUGCCAGUUUUGAUUGUCAUUAGACUGCUUUAAAGUAAAAGUUUUAUCAUGGUUAUAUACAUUGGCAACAAACUAUUCAAUAUACUACAUAAUAUGUUUGUGCUAUAUUCAAUUUUUUUUUAAAUAAAAUAUAUGUAAUGGUUUUUUCUUUGUUUUUGCCAUUUUGUGUUUAGACUAGUGAAUUUAAAUAUUAUAUUUUUUAAACUAUAAGUUGUGAAUUUUGUUUUAAAAAUAUACGUGUGCCUUUAUUUCAA
Molecule: messenger RNA, 3458 nt
Organism: Aphis gossypii (cotton aphid)
Lineage: Eukaryota; Metazoa; Arthropoda; Insecta; Hemiptera; Aphididae
Exons: 8
Coding region: 327-2138 (603 amino acids)
Molecular function (GO): zinc ion binding; nucleic acid binding
Source: RefSeq, a predicted model, not a curated record